AUGAAGGGGAAUAAACAAUACGAAUGGUUUAAAAAAACUUCCACGGCUGUUCUCAGCAACGACCCGUGUCAUCGCGAUACAGUGUCAUGCACCUCGUUGACAAUUUCCGGCCACGUCCAAGUGGGGUAUCUCGAAAAAAACUUGAAUAUAACGAUCAUCUUAACAGCAACACGAGGAGCUGCUGCUCCAAAAGGAGUGAAAAAAUUUUACUUUUUAAGUGCGACAAAUACAGAAUCUACUGCCAAAGACCUGAUUUUCGUUUUCAUCAUUGCUACCAAAACAGUUGGAGCAUGGAGGAGAAAAAGCCUCCAACCUCAAAGACAAUGUCAAUUGGAUUUAGACUACCUGGAAAGGGGAGGUGACAUAUGGCGAUUGGAGGUAACUGACAGUACAUCUAGAGAAGAAGAAAAUUCUUCUGACAGUCUGGAACAAGUUAAAAUAAUAUUUUUAGGCGCUCCUGGAGUCGGAAAAUCUAGUAUUGUCAAGCAAUUCGUUUGGAGUGAAUUUAACCAAGAUUAUAGACCGACGGAAAAAAAAGAAACUUAUUAUCAGAGUGUGGUUCUAGCUGAUAGACUUUAUGAAAUAAAAAUCACCGAUAUUCCAACUAUUCCAUAUUUCCCCAUUAACACACAAUUGGAAUGGACCGAUUUUCGAUAUUAUGGACUCAGAAGCGCUACUGCCUACGUACUUGUCUUUGAUCUUAAUAAUCAAGAUACAUUUCAGUAUAUAAGGAUGUUACGAGAACAAAUUUAUGAAGCACGAGAUAUGAGAGGAGUGCCUUUAUUGGUAGUUGGUAACAAACAAGAUAAACUUACGGCUCCUGCAGCUCCAGGAACAAGACAUAGGGAUAUUGUUAAUCUUGUUCGCAAACACUGGAGAUGCGGUUACGUCGAGUGCAGUGCAAAAUACAAUUGUCGAAUAAUUCAGGUUUUCAGGGAAAUAAUGAAAAGUAUUCAGGCCGUGGAGGGGAAGCCACCGUCACCAACACCGACAGCUUCUCAAACAAUGAGAGCCAAUCAACAAAACGUUCAUGAUAAAUGCGUUAUUCUUUGACAAUAAAACCAAUGUUUCUUUAUUUGAAGAAAGACAUUUUAUGACUGUGACAAAAAAAUGCUUUUAAAAUGUUUGAGUUUUCUUUUGCUAUGUCCAAUGAAAACUAAUUUUAUUAUAUUAUAAUCAUUCUGUAACCGUUUUUAUGUCUUUUUUCAAUUGCUUUUUUUAUUAUUAGUAUUACUAUUGUUAUUAUUGUUAUUAUUAUUAAUAUUAUUAGUAACAACGUGAAAUUACAAAUCCCACAAAUAGAAAUUUUCUAUUAAUGAACUAUCAAUAAGGGACAUUUUUCAAAAAUAAAAUUUUUUUCCUAAAUUUUUAUUACUUAGGGUACAAUCUCAUGUUUGCAGAAAGCGUAAAAUAAAUAGAAAAAUUUCACGAGAGUAGAAAGGAUAGAUCCUGACUGCCCCUAACACCUUAAUACUUGUACGAUCGUAAAAGAUUCUUCAGUAUUAGUAAUUAAUUUUUAUUCUCAUUUUUGAAACUAUCUAUAAAAAUUAAGAAAAUGAAUUAUAUAAAUUAUCUGCUAAAAAAUUAAAUUUUUAUUUGUGAAUGACAAUUUGUACAAAAAAUAAAAAAAAUCUUGCACAAAGCUCCAUUUUCGAUUAGACAAAAACAAAAAUAAUAUUAAUAAUUAUAAUAAUAUAAGAAAAAGUUUUUAUUAUAAGAUAUUAAAUCGAUAAUAUACAUACAUUAUACAUAAUUGAGAAAGUAAUUAUUGUUAAAUAAUUCAAAAAUUAUUUGACAAUUUGCUUUGUUAUAAACUGUUGCUACUCUCUAAGCUGUUAGAAAUGUUAAAGUAGUCGUUUUGUAAAAAUUUCUAUGAAACUAAUGACAAUUUCGAUAUAUUAAUGAAUCUCUGGCCUGUAAUGUUAUUUUGGCAAUAUAUCCCGUUUAGAAAUUUUGACUAGGCCCUGUUAUAGCAAUUUCAGCACCGGAUGAAUAGAAAAAAUGUAUCAUUGUGAAAGUUCGACAAAUUCAUUCAAUAAUGUUAGAAGAAUUGAUAAAGUGUCAUCAUUGAUUUACUUAUAAUUAAUUUUUCUUUUAAGAUAUCUUUUAUGUACAUUUAUUUUUUAUUGCAUAGGGAAGAUCAGGGCGUAUACUGGGCCACUUUUCACUUUUUGUUAUAUUAAAGAAGCAAUAACAACAAAUUGAAAAUUAUAAAACUUACUUUGAAGCAUAAAUUUAGUUUAUUCAUAUUAUUUUUCACAAUAAUAAAUAAAUUACAAACUUGGAGGAAAUUAAGUACAGUAAUUUAAAAAUAAAGCGUAAUUACUUAAACUUAUUGCAUUUAAAUACAUUAAAAUAAU
Molecule: messenger RNA, 2360 nt
Organism: Leptopilina heterotoma
Lineage: Eukaryota; Metazoa; Arthropoda; Insecta; Hymenoptera; Figitidae
Product: ras-related protein Ral-A
Exons: 7
Coding region: 1-1053 (350 amino acids)
Molecular function (GO): GTPase activity; GTP binding
Source: RefSeq, a predicted model, not a curated record